CUUGAAAAGAGAGCAAGUUUCGCUUUCAGCUGUGGAAUGAGGAAGAGGCAUAAAGUGGAAGCUACUCCAAAGUAGCACAGAGUCUCUGCCCAAAUUACAGAUGGAGGGAAGAAAGCUCUGUUGUGGAGACUCUAACGUUGUGAUCCCGGAAGCAGCAUCAGUACAUGUUGGAUGUCCCUGAUUAUGGACGCUGACAUGCAAAAAGCAUGUUUGUCCAGGAGCUUGUGUUAAAACAACGGACAGAGAUACUGCAUGCACUGUGCAGCAGCGGGUCAGCUGAACAUGUGGAGCGGGUUCUCGACAUACUGCUGGCCCAGGGGGAGCUCAUAUGGGAGGACUACCAGAACAUACAAGUACCGGGUAGGGCACUGUAUACCAAUGCCAGACAUUUGCUUGAUCUGGUUUAUACAAAGGGUGUGGACACCUGUCGGCUCUUCCUUGGUGCUCUCAAACAGGUCCUGCCUGAAGAGCAGGGAGCUAGCAUCUCAUUUGCAGGAUGCUGUUCUUUAGAAGAAAAAGAAGAAAACCAGAGCACAUCUACUCAGACUCUUGUGACUCAAAGACCAAGCCUGGUCAGCAAGCUACAAGGCUGCAUUGAUGGUGCUCUAAAAGCUCUCGUCAUAUCAGGACACUUCACCUCAGCAGACAGUGAAGAAGUGCGACUACCUAUACACACCCCCUCUCAGCAGGCAAGGCGUUUGCUUGACCAUGUCAGAUCAAAAGGAGAAUCAGCGGCGAAGGUUGUACUGCAGUACCUUCAGCAAGAACAGGAAUCUAGAUCCCCACCGAACCAGGAUAAAUUGACUCCUUCCAAAGAGUUCUUAAAGUAUCAGAAGAAGCUCAGCAGUUCUGUGUCUGCUCAGUCCUGCUUUCUCAGUACUUAUGGAGGGACCAGCCACAUGUGUCUGGAUGACAUCUACACUGAAGGCCAGCUGGAACUAGCUCAUGACUGUGUUGAUGUCAGUGGACCUUUGACCCUGGAGAACAUAGUUGGUACGACAGGUACGGUGAACGAGGAGGCCGACACAGUGUUAGUGUCUGGGGAGGCAGGCAAUGGGAAGAGCACCUUACUCCAGAAGCUGCACUUGCUUUGGGCUCGGGGGACAGCCCUGCAGGACUUUCUCCUUCUGUUUCCAUUCAGCUGUCGCAGGUUGAACUCAGAGCACAGGGAACUGUCUGUCCAAGAAUUGCUGUUUCAGCACUGCUGCUGGCCAGACAGGGAGCAGGAGGAGAUUUUCCAGUUCAUCCUGGACCACCCACAUCUCAUCCUCUUCACUUUUGAUGGCCUGGAUGAGCUCAAGCAGAGCUUUUCAGAUGAGCACAGGCACUGCUGCCCCACCCAGCGUGCACCUGUUCACAUACUACUGUUCAACUUAAUCCAGGGUUCCCUAAUGAAGGGAGUGCUGAAAGUGGUAACUAGUCGCCCAGAGGCAGUGGGCCCUGUGUUGAAGAAACACCUUCGCAAAGAGGUCCUCCUGAAUGGCUUUUCCCCAAGUGGGAUUGACUGUUUUGUGAGGAAGCAUCACAGUGACCCCACUGUGGCUGCUAAGGUUUUGGAGUCCCUACAGACAAACACAGCUUUACUUGGACUCUGUCAUAGUCCAGUCCUCUGCUGGAUUGUCUCACAGUGCCAUAAGGAGCUGCUAGGCUGUGGAGAGGGCAGCCCACAAACAAUCACAGACGUUUACUUAAUGAUCUUACAGCACUUUUUCCAGCACCAACACCCCCUGAAGAGCACUGUGGGGCUAGGUUGGCUUCAGGAGCACUUACAAACAGUCUUGCAUCUUGGGCAGCUUGCAUUUGAGGGGAUAGGAACCACUUGUUACAUCUUCUCAGGUACAGACCUGGAGACAUGUGGUGUAACUGAAAAGGAUAUCUGCAUGGGGUUUCUCAUACAAAGCAAAGACAUGUCCUCCACCCACAGUAAAUGCUAUGAAUUCCUUCAUGUGACUAUGCAGUGUUUCUUUGCUGCUCUGUACAUUGUUUUGUCGAAGAACACCGACCGUUCAACUAUCCCAAAACUCUUUGAGCCGAAGGACAUGAGGGAGACAGGUGGGAGCAGCACAUGCUUCAGGGCCUGCUUGCCUUCCACUGCCCAACAAGAGCAGGUUUUAGAGGGGGACGCUACAGCAGCUGAAACACCAAAUCUGCAAAUCAUAGCCACCUUUGUGUCUGGACUACUGUCCCAGCGCCAUCGAAGCCUUUGGCUCCACUGCUGCCCCAGUGCUGUGAUGGAGAAGAGGGUCAGACAGGUGGUGAGAUGCCUGUCCAAAGGCAUGCAGAAACACUUUAAGUCCAUCCCUCAACCUGUAGAGGGGGAGAAGAAGAGCAUGCAUGCAAUGCCAGGCUUUGUCUGGCUUAUCAAAUGCAUCUAUGAGAUGCAGGAGAGCAGGAUUGCUAAAGAUGCCAUGAGUAAGCUGGAGGUGGACCACUUGAAACUGACCUACUGUAACAUUGGUCCUGUAGAAUGCACUGCACUAGCCUAUGUGCUCCAGCAUUUAAGGAAUCCUGUAGGCCUCCAGCUGGACAACAACUCUGUAGGCGAUGUUGGAGUGGAGCAGCUUCUUCCAUGCAUGCACAUUUGUAAUUCUCUGUAUCUUAGGAAUAAUAACAUUACAGAUGAAGGGAUCCGCAAACUGAUUGCUAAAGGUAUCCAGUGUGACAACUUCCGGAAAAUUGCGCUCUUCAACAACAAGCUAACUGAUGCUUGCACGCAGCACUUUUCUCACCUUCUGAAGACCAAGCAGGAUUUCCUUUCUCUAAGGCUUGGCAACAAUAAUAUAACAGCAGAAGGAGCAAAGCAGCUGGCAGAGGGACUGAAAUGCAAUCAUUCACUUCAGUAUUUAGGGCUUUGGGGCAAUAAGAUAGGUGAUGCAGGAGCAGAGGCCCUUGCCAGAGCCCUAGAGAGCAGCAAAACUCUGUUGUGGCUUAGCCUGGUAGGCAAUGGUGUAGGGAGUACAGGAGCGUGUGCCCUUGCCAACAUUAUCAAGAACAGUACUUCACUGAAGGAACUUUGGUUGACAGAGAACUGCAUAACCAGAACAGGAGUGGAAUGUCUGAUUCAAGCCCUAGAACACAACACUCAUGUGGAAUCAAUAUGGUUGAGAAACAAUGACCUCAGUUUAGAGGAAGUAGAGGAGAUGACACAACGCGAAUCAAGACUGAUCUUCUGAUUUUGUAUUAAGUGGCUAAGGACUGUAUAUUGCUUUAAGACCAGUGUUAUUUAUUACAUAAAAUAUUUUAUAUUAAAAUAAAAAAUGUAAGUGUCUAAAGUGUAUCUGAUUAGAUGAUCAAUAUGUCACUUUUCAGGGUUCAUCCAAAUACACACAAUAUAUCCACCAUUAUUUUGGGUUUCUUUUGUGGUGUAGGUGGUGAUAAGAUCACAUAACAACAUACCGCCACCACCACCACUAUUACUACUACUAUUACUAAUAAUGAUACAGUUCAUACAAACUGUUUGUCUAAAAACAAGAAGUUUGUCUCUACUGAAAAUAAGUUGCUUGUAGUCACAGAUGGAAAGUAACUAAACAAAUUCACUCAAGUUACUUAAGUACAGUUUUGAGGUACUUGAACCUUUCUGGAGUAUUUCAAUUUUAUGAGGACAAUUGUAUGUUUUUUGGCACUUCAUUUAUUUGACAGCUAUAGUUACUAGUUUCAGAUUAAAAUGUUAAUCCAAAAAUACAGUAUGUGGUCGAUAUGAUCAUCUUAGAAAAUAUGACACAAUGAUGUAUUUUAAACCUCUCAACAGUAUAUAAAGUAGUAGUACAUAGUGGAUGCAUCAAGAUGUUUGUUUGUAGUACCAAAACUUUCAGUGUUCGUACUACUUGAUCUGAGUGCUCUUUUGAUACAGUUGAUCGCAAUAUUCUUUUAAAUAGACUGAGAAAUCACAUUGGACUGUCAGGAACUGUUUUAACUGUUUUUUCUGUUGCUGUUGAUAAUAACAUCUCCAUAACCUCCAAAAUAACAUGCAGGGUUCCCCAAGGAUUGAUUUUAUUGCCACUUCUUUUUAAUCUGUACACGUAUGUUACCCCUCGGUGAUGUCAUCAGGAGACACAGCAUCUCUUUCCAUUUUUAUGCCGAUGACACACAACUUUAUGUGGCCGUGUCUCCUGAUGACACAGGACCAAUCAAUUCCCUUUUUAAAUGUAUUUUAGAUAUUAAUGUAUGUACAAAACUUUUUACAGCUCAACCAGGACAAAACUGAAAAUUUAGUCAUAGGUUUGAAAGCUCAGUGUGAGAAACUGGUCGGAAAAUUAAAUUCCAUUGGACUUACCCCAAGCCAACAAGCAAAAAGACUUGCCAUGGUCUUUGACUCAGACCUGAACUUCAAAGCUCAUGUGGGGUUUGUCACCAAAUCUGCUUUUUAUCACCUUAAGAAUAUCACAAAGUGCGAUCAUUUCUCUCUCUGAGUGACACAGGGAAACCAAUGCACGGUUUUAUAUCGAGCAGGCUGGACUACUGUAAUGCUCUCUUUGUUUACUUUAUUUUAUUCUCUUAUUUUAUUGUAUUUAUGUUGUAAAAAUGUUACUUUAUCUCUUAUUUUAUUAUUAUUCAUUGUUUUUAUCCCUAUUAUCGAUUUGAAAGGUUUUUUAUUUUUGUUGUGUCUUUUUAAAUAUUUUAUCCAGUUUUCAGUCUAGCUUAUAUCUAAUUAUAUUUUAUUAUUGCAGCUUUUAAUCUUCUUCUCAUUGUCAUCAUUUUUAUCUUUGUUCUGUCUUUUGAUCUAUUUUAUUUCACUCUAUUACGGUCUUAUUAUUUGCUUGUCAGUCAUCUGUGCAGCACUUUGAACUGCACUAACCUAAAGUUUGAUUGAUAGCUCUACCUCAACCAGCUGCAACAUUGAAAUGCUUCAUACAUAUGAAUGCAUCAUUAAUAACAAUCCAAUAAUAUGAUAUAUAGCACAUUAUAUAAUAUAUAACACUGAAAGGAGCCAAUUCUGCAUAUUGAGAAAUUUGACUUUUGAUUUAAAACACAUUAUGUUGAUAAUAAUACUUCUCUAUAUGUCUAUUAAUUGAGUGCUUAUCUGUUAUAAAGUAUUUUUUAAUGAU
This is a messenger RNA of Siniperca chuatsi (mandarin fish), 5045 nucleotides long. It is a transcript of the gene nod2, whose product is annotated as nucleotide-binding oligomerization domain containing 2. Gene Ontology annotation, cellular component: cytosol. The transcript has 11 exons. Gene Ontology annotation, biological process: response to muramyl dipeptide; positive regulation of canonical NF-kappaB signal transduction; defense response to bacterium. Lineage: Eukaryota; Metazoa; Chordata; Actinopteri; Centrarchiformes; Sinipercidae. The record is from RefSeq and is a predicted model, not a curated record. The coding region runs from base 207 to 3173 and encodes 988 amino acids. Gene Ontology annotation, molecular function: protein binding.